Molecule: messenger RNA, 7350 nt
Organism: Larimichthys crocea (large yellow croaker)
Lineage: Eukaryota; Metazoa; Chordata; Actinopteri; Sciaenidae
Gene: purg
Product: purine-rich element binding protein G
Exons: 1
Coding region: 968-1996 (342 amino acids)
Biological process (GO): regulation of transcription by RNA polymerase II
Cellular component (GO): nucleus
Molecular function (GO): RNA polymerase II transcription regulatory region sequence-specific DNA binding; purine-rich negative regulatory element binding; DNA-binding transcription factor activity, RNA polymerase II-specific
Source: RefSeq, a predicted model, not a curated record
ACUGAUGGUUCAGUAGUUCUUGCCCAAGGACACUUCAACAUGCAGACUGGAGAAGCCUAACCGCUGAUCAUCUGAUUAGUGGACGACCUGCUCUACCUCCUGAGCCAAUCAUCAGACCUGAUUUGACUUUACAGUGCACCUCUUCUGAUGAUGGAGCAUUUUCUAUCUGUCAGCCCCUGAAAUUAAAACUAACUGUUACAUACAUAAUUAUACAUGAAGUGUUACAGGGCCGUUUUGGUUGUCAUUUAUCUACAAUAACAAAGAUUGUUAUGGAAGUUAAGAACUUUCUCUCACACACUUGGACUCCUGUGGGCUCUAUCUGUAUGUAAUAGCAGACUUUUUGGAUUUAUUUAUGUGUGUAGUUUAUUGAGAUCAUAAAUGCGUGCUCUGCAUUGGGAAUGUGUUGAAUGGAGAAAAAAAUGUCAGUGUUGAAUAAAUGCCCAUUUUGAUCUUAAUUCUAAUCAGUUCUAGCAGCUUGUCUUCAUUGUUCAGUUCAUGUGAGACAUCAUGAUCUCGCUGUAUGAGCUCGAUGCAGCUGAAUGUGCAUCCUGUGAGGACUCUGUGUAAAUCGUGUCUCUUUAACUGAGGUAUUCUCAGGACGGGGAGGGGGGGUGGAUGGGUUCAUCGGGUUCAUGUAGUAUUGGACGCCUCCUCCCAUUUCAGGUUGGCUGCUUCUUUGGCUCCCUCGGCAAAAGGGGAAGCUGGAAGUCAUAUAGGUGAUGGAAACGGCGUGGAAGUUGUAGUGGAAAUGGUUAAAUAGUCGAGCUUGACGUUUAUCGGGACACAGAAAGUCGAUCAGCUGAAGACUCCAAAGUACCUGCCAUUUUUAGGUCAUUCGAGGCAUCUCGCUAACUUGUUUGUAGCUCCAGCCAAUUGUAUGAAUAAGCCUGCUUUAUUUGCCUGCCAGUCACCCUGUGGAAUGGGGAAAUCGCUUUGUCCUGUGCUGUCUAAUAGUGGAAUAUAAAUCAUGAUGGCUGAUGGAUGUUGCAGAGGGAUGGAAAGAGGCAGGGGUAAGAUUGCAUCAGAUUCUUUACCGAGAUCCGCAUAUACUCAGCAAUAUGUCCAGACCGGAUCACAGCAGCAGGGAAAUGACAUCCAGGAGUUAGCCUCCAAACGCGUCGACAUCCAGAAGAAACGCUUCUAUCUGGAUGUGAAACAGAGUGUCCGCGGACGCUUCCUCAAAAUAGCCGAGGUGUGGAUCGGAAGAGGCCGUCAUGAUAACAUCAGGAAGAGUAAGCUGACGCUGUCCAUGUCGAUGGCUCCCGCUCUACGCUACUGCCUGGGAGACUUCAUAGAUUAUUAUGCGCGUAUCGGACUGCGGGGGGGCCUGGCGCCUCCGCAGCUCGAGGAGCACAGCAACAACGGCCAGGGCCGCGCGCACGACUCCCGCAGGAGAGCGCAGGAGCCGCACACGGUGCUGUCUCCCACCGGCUCUGCGGUGUCCGAUGACCAUGCCCACCGCGUCCUCAAGAGCGAAUUCAUCGAGAGGGAUAACAGAAAGUACUUUCUGGACCUGAAGGAGAACCAGAGGGGUCGCUUCCUCCGCAUACGACAGACCGUCAGUAAAGGACACGGCACUAUGGGUUACUACGGCCAGGGCAUCGAGCAGACCAUCGUGCUGCCCGCACAGGGGCUGAUCGAGUUCAGAGACGCGCUGUCACAGCUAAUUGAAGACUACGGCGACGAAGAGAGCGACGACCGCGGCCGAGCCGGGUCCAGGAACCACGACGACAACCCCGAACUUCCAGAGGCUGCCUCCUUCCGAGUGGACAACAAGAGGUUUUACUUUGACGUCGGUUCUAACCGGUACGGUAUCUUUUUAAAAAUUAGCGAAGUGCGGCAGCCGUACAGGAACACCAUCACAGUUCCUCUGAAAGCCUGGGCUCGGUUCGGAGAGAAUUUCAUCAGGUACGAGGAGGAGAUGCGACGGAUUUUCUCCUGUCACAAAGAGAAGAGGACAGACGCUCGGCAGGACAGUGAGGACCAGGAGGACUGACUUUGGUAGUAGGCUGUCUGUGCUUUUGCAUGCUUUCUAGGGAUUCUGUUAAUUAAGAAAAUGUCCAGGCGUGACAGUAACCCUUAAACCUCCCCGUCAUGUCCUCCACGUCCCCACAAAACACCGAUGUUCAGUUUUUUUGUUGGUUUGUUUUUUGUUUUUUUGGCUCAUCUGCUGAGGGCUGUAAACUACAAAUUUGAACCUGCCAAGAAAUCAUUCAUUCACAGCCCGAUGCUUAUCUGUUCAAUGAAAAACGUCAGCUGUCCAUUUUCAGUCAGUUUCAUUCUCAGUGCUACUGUCAGGCAGCCCAAACAGAUUUAACCUCCCUGAAUCACCACCACCUUAAAUUUCAGAGUGCAAUGAUGUAAAAUAGCAUUUGUUUCAUUCAAAGUGACAUUGAAGGUUAACCCUGGUGGUAUUAGGAACAUGGUGCAGGCCUGGAAACCACUUGAAUAUUUAGCCUCUAAAGCUCAUUGACUUUAGCAAAAUCAUUCAAUGAACUCAUGUACAACAGAUGAAGUGAAGAGCUCACAUGUGGGGGUGCCUUCUGACCACUGAGCCCCGAGCAGGACCUCAAUGCUAGACUGUCAACACAUGCCAGCUGCACCCACUGCAGAGAUAGAAAAAGCAGUCGUGGUACAAUAACCGGGUUAGAAUGCAAAUACAAUUAUAACACACAAUAUUAAUUCAACAACAAUAAUAAUAAUACUGCAGCACACACACACACACACACACACUUGUAGAUGUUGCCAUGUAGAGGUUAGGACUUCACAUUAACAAUAACUGAUAAAAAUGAAUGUAGACUUUUCAUUCAUUUCAAUGACAAACUCUUCCUGCAGUGCUGUUGAAUGACCAGACCAGGUAGAAUCCCCUGCAUUGUGUGAAACAUAGCAAAGUGCUGAUUUGAUGCUCAUCUUGGCAGCAUUGAGAUGAAGCGAGAAAUUCAACUUGUAGUGCCAUAGAGUUCAGAGUACGAGGGGACAGAGUGCUCUGUGGUGGCCUGGUUUUUGAUAAGCCCUCAGACCAGACCUUCUCGGUAUUUGAGCUUUCAUUUCCUGUGGCAGCACACCAACACAGCCACUCUGCUGCUCUGCUGCAGUGGGAAAGUACCAAACCAUUUACGAAGUUGCAAAGGAGACUAAAUGAAUCUGAAACUUACCAACCUGCUUACACAUUUCCUUUAUCGUCUUAUCCAACAUGGGCACGCCGUCCACAAACGCAGGGCCAUGUUUGUGUUUCAUUGAGAUGAUUCAUUGAGCUUCUUUUAGUCUAGAUGGCUAUAUAAAUAUAUGUUUGAAAAGAUGUCUCUUCUCAUCAUCCAACCAUUCAGUGGAGACAGAGAAAAUAACACUGACAGUGACUGCUGUCUGAAAAGACACACAGAUCUCAUUCUUCUUCUUCUUGUGUAAUGCUAUAGUUACAUGAUUUAUACUAUAUGGCAGUUAUAGCUCAGAAUAACACUUUGUGUGUUGAGGGAAAGGUAUUUUACAUGUGUUCUGCUGAACACACAGUAGUCAUAACCGUAUGCAGCAUGUAUUCCGUGGCCACACAAUGGCACAGUGGUGUUUGACCUAAAUUGGCUUUGCACUGAAACUUGGAUGAACUUAUUUUUCGAUUUGCUCAAUAAUCGUUGCCAUUUCUUAACAAGUAUCAUUUCUUCCUCCCACAACUGUGACAGAGACCUGUUGUUUCCAAACGUUUUGGUGUGACCUCUGAGAACAAAACAGUAUGAGUAUACGAUGUGUGAACAGUUCACCAAAGAGGAAUUUCCUUCUCAGACAACUUUAUUUGAAGACGAUUGUUUUAGUUUAAAUUUUCAGUAAUAAGCAAAAAUUUGAACAGUCUGAAAAAAAACAAUAUAUAUUUUUUAGAUUUUCUGUCAUUAAUCAUCUUGUAAGCCUUGAGACCAAUGUUGCACCCGUUGGGGUCCUGACCUCCAGGUUGUCAAUCACUGAUGUAGACUGUCCCAACAGCACUUCUAUAGUGAUGCCUUUAAAAAACUGAGAAUUAUAUUUGAUAUUACUCCAUUACACACCCCUCCGACCUUUAUGCACUUAUAAUGUUUGAAAAAUGACAUCAAAAUGAGUUCCUGCGGUUAUACAUUACACCAGUAGCUCCAGCAUGUGCUGCUUAAUGUGUCGGGAAAUGAUUUGAUUUGAUUUAGAAAUAUAAGGUGCUAUGAAAAUGUGUUAACACAUUUUCCGUUUGUCAUAUAAAGCUGUAGGACAGCUCACAUCUAUAGAUCUGUGUUUCAAACAUGACAUAAACAGAGAGGUGAAGGUAGAAAACAGUCUUGUUACCUUGAUAUCAGCAUACAUCUCAUUGGUACACUGGGUAGAGAAAUGAGUGGUAGCAUAGUUAAGGGCUCAACAUCCUGCUCAAACAGGUCUUUAAAGCAUCUUUGUACCAGUGUACUUGCUUCUGCGGAACCGUGAAUUUGACCUUUCUCUAAUAUCUGCUAAGGAACUGAUGAAGUUGUCUUAAAGUGUUUAUGUCUUAUGUGUUCUUUUUGGCUGUGAGUCCCUAAAAUCCAUGAAGUGCUGCUUCUCCAUUAGAACUUGAAUGGCAGUUUGGCCUACAUUGAGCUGUGUAUAUACCCUAUGUGACCUGCAUGAAAGAAGAGCUGUCACUCAUGACAAAGAGCCCGAUUCAGACUUGACUUUAAACGUUGCACAACUACAUUUGGUAUGCUCUGCUGAUUCCAAACCUUGGAGUCAGUACAAGCUGAUUUAAGGUCUUCUGUAAGAUCAGACUCUGAAGUGGCCAAAGCCAACAACUCACUACCUUUUUUUCAUAAAAGUAACAAUUAAAUAUGUAUUCCAGUAAAUUCUACACGCCUCAAAAAUUUAAAUUAAAGUAUAAUCAACUCAAAGACAGAACAUUUGAAUGCGCAAUGCAGUCGAUUUAUCUGUGCUAAUUGGAAUAUCAUUAAAUGAAGAGUGAUAGCAACUAAAGUAGGCUACAUCAGUCAAGUAAUACACAUGGUGUGGUAAACACAACCAAAGGCCGCUCUAUAUUUAGUCUAGUUUCAAAUACUUUGCUGUUCUACUAAUGUAAACAUUGUGAAAACUUUAAGAGCAGCACAGCAGUGAGACAAUGCACAUCACCAAAUUUAUCACAGAUAAAGUGAUUAGUGAUUAAAGAACAUCUGCAUCUGCAUCUGAUCAUCAGUAUGAUCAGAUCACACAGGUUUCUUUUAAACUAUCAUGUAAGAAGUCAGAUUGCCUAGCAGUACAGCCGAGAUCUCAGACCACAGCACUUCAAUGCCUGCUACAGUCUUUAUAGACCCGCUUGUCCAGACACUGGCAAUGCUCAUAGAAAGGGCAGAUUUUAUAACGUGGCUUACCUAGUACAGUACAUGUAUGUAAAGACAUUUCUUAUAGACAAUAUUUUUAAACGAUGAGCAUGGAAAACACUUUUAUCUGGUGGUGAAAAGUGUAUAUUGCACAGUUCGAAUUUUAUAUCAGCAUGCAAUUCUGAGCUGCAGCACCAAGGUUCUAAUUGAGCCUUCUUGCACUACUCCAUAUUAGAAACGAAAUGAAACAACUAAUUAUUAAAGGUAGUGUAAAAUUUUAUUAUAAUCUUUAGUCCACUUACUGUCUGAGCAAAAGCAACUUUCAAAUCAUACACAAGCCUCAGAAGUGUCUGAGUCCGGCUCUUUGUCUCAGUGUAACUCUACAGUGUACUGACUACUGUCGACUAUAAGUUUAAUGUUGAGAUGUAAUGAAAUGACUGGUCUUGGUGUAGGAGAUAAAAAAAAAAAAAAUGCAAAAACCGUUCAGAAAAAUUUGUGUUAAAAGAUCUGUACUGGUGGCAGCCAAUUCUUGUGAUGCCUUUAGGUGCGUGAAAAGCACAGGACUAGUUGGGUUUUGUGUGUUUGUUGUUUAGUGUAGGGCGUGAACUUUAAUGAUUCAAUAAGUUCUUUUAUUUUUUAUAUAAAUGGCUAAAGUUAUAUAAAGCAGUGUAGGAAGUAUAAUUCAAAGCACAAUUUAUUUUAAAAGAUGUGGAAUUAGAAUAUAAACUCAGUUCUUUACAUUGAUUUGAUCCAGCAUUGAUGGUUAGUGAAUUUGGCUUGAAAGGCAGAAUUUCUCAAAGAUGAAAUCUUGUCUCAGCCAAGAUAUUAAAAUAAAGACAUAGUAUUUAUUCUCUUGAAAGCUGAUUAUGAAUUCCUAAAAAAUAUAAUGUCAUAUGUCUUUUGAAUUCCAAAUAUCACUCCAAAAAGCACUUUAAAUAAAAGCUGCACUUUUGUUCUGCUGCUUUAGAAUCAGUUGAUGUAGAGGGACCACUUCUAUCCAUGCCUUUGAUGAAAAGUGACAAUCAUGGAUCCCUGCUUCUAGAAUCUGAUGAGCUGCAGUUACACACAACUCCCAUCAUGAUCUGUGCCCCUUUCUGUCUGCUUCUCAUUGAGGUGAUAGUCUGGAGUUGAACAACUUAAUGCUAACGCCAUAUUAAAUAAUCAUUGUCAGAUGUACUGAAACAUUAGUCUAGUCUCAAUGGUUGUUGUGAAAUGAGCACAGAAUUUGAAAUGUAGAUUUUAUCCUGUGGUCAUGAACAAUGUGAAGAUGGCCUUACUAUGAACGGGAUUGUUUGGCGGCAGCAAACAACUGUGUGCUGUCUGUCUGAUCCAUGUCCUGUUAUCAGCAAAUUAGGUCUCUGUUAACACUAAAUGGAUUUACAACAGAUAAUUAUGACAGCUAUCCAUCUGCGGAGUAAUGUGAGGAAUAUUUUUGAAUUUUAUGCAUACGCUGCCGUCCAUUUGUUCUGCUUAGUUUGGACUUGAUGUGACUUGAGCACAAACAGCACCUUAACUAAAAGCUAGUGUUUUUUCAUAGAAUUCUUUGGUUUGCAAUCAAAAUGACUAACUUUUGUAUCAUACACUAUCAAAAAUAUCUUCAUCUUGGUGAAACCAGAUUUUUCCCUUUGGAACUACUUUGUGGUUGGGAGCAGACAUUUCAUGGUAUGGCCUUGUGCUCAUUUCACAGCAUUGCAUGAGACCAAGAUGAAUGAGUUCAGGAUGAGAAGAAAAAUUAUCUCAGUUCUACAGCGUCACUCUAAUUUCAUACUUUAUACUUCUGUAUUUUCUGUAGAAUCCAAAUGAUGUACUGGAUGGUAGUGGUGGAACCCUCAGAAGAAGUUUCCUUAUUGUUGGGGAAUAUGUUAUACUGCAAAGCUAAAACCAUUCUGAAGAAAGCGAGUGAGAUUUUGUCUCAAACUAAUCACCCUGAUUUAAAAGAAUAACAGAUCUGAAAUCCAAAUUCUAAUUUAAAUACAUAAUUAUGGUACAAAUGCUUUGUCUGUAUUUAUCACAAUGUUAGUCUCAUUUGCAUAAUAAAAAUUGGCUAUUUAAUAUUUCA